Messenger RNA from Leucoraja erinaceus (little skate), 1856 nucleotides. RefSeq lists its product as uncharacterized. Bases 238 to 1071 code for a protein of 277 amino acids. The transcript has a single exon. Lineage: Eukaryota; Metazoa; Chordata; Chondrichthyes; Rajiformes; Rajidae. Gene Ontology annotation, biological process: negative regulation of translation; oogenesis. The record is from RefSeq and is a predicted model, not a curated record. Gene Ontology annotation, cellular component: perinuclear region of cytoplasm. Gene Ontology annotation, molecular function: mRNA binding; zinc ion binding.
GCUUUUUUGUGUACCUUCGAUUCUCCAGCAUCUGCAGUUCCCUCUUAAACUCUAUAUUUUCUGUGAUCUUCACAUCUAAUGAGGCCAUAAACAGCUUUGAGGAUCACUCCCCGACAACACACCACAAACUGAUAACAAUCUUCAACCAAUCUUAUCAUCCAGUCGGUAACAAUGCAGGAGUAGCCCUUUUUAAAGGUGGUUUUCCCAGUCGCCAGCACCUACUAGCAGCCAGGCACCAUGUUCAACAUGUGGACAGACUAUCUAGAGUUGAGUUCGCUGGUGCAGAGUAUGGUUGAAUCCCGGCACUCACCGGCAGAAUCGAGAAUGGAGACGGUGUGGAGAACACUGGACACUGGGCUGGCCGAUGUGCAGAGCUGGAGGGCAGCUGGUGACUCAAGCCAACCUGUCUGGAAGAACAGCGUUACCGAGAUACAACACACACCAGAAGCGAUGAGGAGCCAGGGUUUGAUGGAACUGGGGGCUGGCCAAUUUUUGACAGCAGACACCGGUGCUGUAGGAAGAAUGUAUCGCAAAGGCAUGAAGGAGCAUCGUCUGCUCAAUGUAUUGGGGGAAUCACAGCACAUCCCAUUGAUUCACAAUUCUCCAUCUCCCCACAGAAGUGCAGAAAGACAAGCUGGUGUAUGGAAUUGUGAAUCCAAUGUCCUGCCAUUAAAACAUAGAGAGGUAAGACAUAACUUGCUGGAAGACCUCUUUCCAUCGACAGGAGGCUCUGGAGAUAAGAAGGCAUCCGGAGAACUUUUAGUUGUGCAUUUUGGGGAGAAUGGCCUGCUCCUCAGGGGAGACAUGUCAGACUGUGAUUUCACUGCCAGUAAGAUGGGUCAACAGUCCAGUGUAUGUACAUUCUGUAAACGAAACGGAGAGUCGAGAAAGACCUACACUUCACAUAUCCUCAAAGACGCAAGCGGCAAGGUUGUUUGUCCAAUUCUACGUGGAUACACCUGCCCGCUGUGCAAUGCCACUGGGGACAAAGCACACACCAAACGCUUCUGCCAUCUUCAAGGUAACUAUCGAUCUACCUACAGGAAAACAUCCAGAAACAUGGACAGCUAAGACUUGUUAGUAAACCACGCUGCAAUGUGGCAUUUUGGGUCGAGAGCCGUCCUCAGAGGAAAGUCACCCAUCCCUUUUCUCCAGAGAUGCUGCCUGACCCACUGAGUUGUAGAGUCGUAGAGUGAUACAGUAUGGAAACAGGCCCUUCGGCCCAACUUUCCCACACCGAUGUUAAUCAUCAUCGUUAAUGUAGCAUAAUAUAUGUAGCAAACGUUUGAUACUUUGAUAUUUUGCUUCUAUGCUCUGUGGAGUUUCUUGUAAUACUUAAUAACAGCCCACAAGUUUAGCAAAUUUAUCUCUGUCACCCCGGUGUGUCAGUCAAGAUCACUUUAGUUUGAAAAGCAGUGUUUUCAUUGUUAAUUAAAAUUGGCAAUGUUGUACUGGCUGAUGCCAAACUGACCGAUCAGUCAAGAUUAACGCAAAAAGCUGGAGUAACUCAGCGGGACAGGCAGAGAGAAGGAAUAGAAAACGUCACCCAUUCCUUCCCUCCAGAGAUGCUGCCUGUCCCGCUGAGUUACUCCAGCAUUUUGUGUCUAUCUUUGGUUUAAACCAGCAUCUGCAGUUCCUUUUUACACAUAUCAGUCAAGUUGACUUUGGUUUGAAAAUUAGUACGUUUAAUAGUUCAUUAAAAUUAGCAAUUGAUAUUGUAAUCACUUUAUUUCAAAGUUGUACUUAUUUAUAUUGAUCUAAAUAAAAUAAAUAUUUUUUAGGUUUUUCCUGUGAUGGAUAUUUUAAAAUGCAAACAUCAUUGCGGUAAAACAAAGCCUAGUUUUCUAUUUGUGCCU